Molecule: messenger RNA, 1965 nt
Organism: Talaromyces stipitatus ATCC 10500
Lineage: Eukaryota; Fungi; Ascomycota; Eurotiomycetes; Eurotiales; Trichocomaceae
Product: cytochrome P450, putative
Exons: 2
Coding region: 189-1298 (369 amino acids)
Molecular function (GO): oxidoreductase activity, acting on paired donors, with incorporation or reduction of molecular oxygen, reduced flavin or flavoprotein as one donor, and incorporation of one atom of oxygen; iron ion binding; heme binding
Source: RefSeq, a predicted model, not a curated record
ACAUACGAAGGUGAAGGACUCAGCUGUAUGUCAUAUCUGAGAGCAGAUACAAAUGUGCUCACGAAUUGUAAGGUAUCUGCAGCCUUGAGUUUGAGGCAUCCAUGGGCCCUUUCCUUGUGUGACUCCAACAUCACAACUUCUCCUCCUUUCUCUUCCUUGUACUUUUACCACUCUUUCUGUCCGUCAGCAUGGCCGACAUAUGCACAGCAGUCUUGCUUGGCUUACUCGUCAUUCUAUCCGGCACUCGAAUUCUUUCCUGGGCUCGUAUCAGAGUCAAACGUCGUCUCCAUGGCUGUCAAUUACCACCCCGCUAUCCACAUAAAGACCCAAUCCUCGGCCUCGAUUAUUUCCUAACGGAACUCAAAGAGCGUGAGGAUGGGAUUUCCUGGGCUAGCGAGCGCAACCGCUUCGCCCGCCUGGGCCGCACCUACGAGGUGAACUCAUGGGGAAAUAGAAGGAUCAUGACAAUGGAUUCACAGAAUAUCCGUGAAGUUCUAGGUACAUCUUUCGAUAGAUUUGGUGUCCAAGAGUUGCGUCUGCCCAUUUCGAGCAGCUUCAUGGGCAAGGGAGUGUUUACGACGGAUGGAGAGUAUUGGGAGUACUCACGCAAGCUCCUUGCGCCCAUGUUUUCGCGAUCGCAGGUUUCUGAUCUGAGUGCGUUUGAUGUUCAUCUUGAUAGGAUGUUUGAACGGCUGCCACGGGACGGCUCGACGGUCGAGUUACAGGGUCUCCUUAAGCUUAUGUAUCUUGACCACGCAACAGAAAUGAUAUUUGGCAAGUCGACAGAUACACUUCUCAAGGAGACGCCAGAUGAAUCCGCCCACGAACUUCUUGACACUUUCGCAGCAGUGUUGAAGAGAACGGGUAUUCGGAUCCUUCUUGGCCGUCUAUGGAUUCUUACUGCCUGGGACACAACAUUCCAAAAACUUUCAAAUAACGUCCGGGCGGUAGUUAUGAAAUAUAUUGACGAGGCUAUUCAAAGACAGCACCACGACGUCAAGUCAAACGCCAACAGAUACAUCAUCGUUGAUGAACUUGUCAAGAGUCUCGGCGAUCGAGAGGAGAUUUGUAACCAACUUCUUAAUAUCUUUCUACCGGCUCGUGAUGCGGCGUCUGUCAGCCUCAGUGCUUGCUUGUUUUAUCUCGCCAGACACCCUGAUGUAUGGGAUAGGUUGAGAGCGAAAGUCCUCGCAAUACAAGGUCCUAUAACUCGGGAUGGCCUUCGGUCCAUGCCUUAUAUGCAGGCAGUGCUAAAUGAAAGUAUGUCGAGCAAGUUGUUAGAUCCUGUUGAUCUGUAAAUAUAUUUUGAGGCCUAAGGUAUAAAGGUUGAUUGACAUCGUCUUCUAGGUCUCCGACUCCAUUCACCCGCAGCUGGCAAUCGACGUAUAUGCACCCAGGACUGCAUUCUCCCAACGGGGGGCGGUCCAGACGGCAGGUCUCCCAUAUUCAUAUCCAAAGGAGACAAUGUACACGUUAUCUUCAGCGCAAUGCACUACGACAAGGAAAUCUGGGGCGAAGACGCCGACGAAUUCCGACCUGAGCGCUGGUUAGACGAGAAUGGACUUAUCAAGACGAAAAACAGCUGGACAUAUAUGCCGUUUUCUGCCGGAAGACGCGUUUGUCCAGGCAUGGACAUCACACUGACAGAGAAUGCCUAUGUGCUUGUACGGUUGAUGCGGGAGUUUGAGAAACUGGAGAACCGAGAUCCAGUCGGAGAAUAUGUUGAGCGGACUAGGCUUACUACAGAGAGCCGGAAUGGGGUGAAAGUCGGCUUGAUCAGGGCACAGUAGCCACUGAGAUUGAGAUAAACUAGGGUUUAGGGCUGGACAGAUGCGGCAUUACCGCUUUAGGCAUGCCUGGUGUCUGCCCUGAUUUGGCCGGGAUCGCAGGAAUGCGGACCUCAAGUGUAUACUAUAAAGAAGAUUAAAUCACAUCAAUGAUACUUCUAACUAUUAUUUAUAACAU